GAGCUGAAAGUCUGAAUGCUGGAGAAGGUAUCUUUUUUGUGUUAAUCAUUUCUUACAGAUAGCCUGUAGCAUUGGUGACAAGUUCCUGUUUACCUUGAAGAGAUGGUGCUGAGACACAAGGUUGCUAAGAGCUGUCAGAUGACACUUGCUCACAUGAGACCAUUAAGAGGGUGUUGCCUCCUGUUUUAAAACAAGUUUGCAACUGAAGAGUCAGUGAGAAAGCAGCUACCUCUCUGUUGGAGGCCAUCUGGUUAGGUCUUGUGAUCAAAUAAUUGCUAGUUACAGAGACAUACCAGGAAGCAUGGCUAUCAGAGUUCUUCUUUGCUAGCAACAAAACUGGCAACAUUUAUAAGAACAAGCAAGUUAUUCUGUGUUUUUAAAGAAGUUAUUGGUUAUAUCUUUUAACAGUAAAUGGUUAAAUUUUAUCUAAAGAAGUAAUACUGAUUGCAGAGAAUAUUCAGUUGUGAUUAUUUUUUCUUAAAAAGGCCAAGUCAGUGCUAGCUAAUUUUUGUGUGACAUUCCUCUCAUCAGUAGCUUAUUACACAAUAAACUCCGUGGAUAUUUAACUAUAAAAUGAUUAUUUUGAAGAAAUGAUACCUAUGACAGUAUGUCUGUGAACUGAAAAUGUGUGGAGGUACAUCAAAAUCAUCGAACAGCACAGAUAACCAGGCACAGAACUCAAGUCAUUGUUCCCCUACUUCACUAGUGAAUAGCUUUUCAGAACCAAGAGUGGAUGAGGCAAAGAAAUCAGUUGUGGCGGAAAAGAAUUCCAAAUAUUCAAAGAGACUUACUGGAGAACUAUCCAAAAGCUGGUCCUGUUCUGGGUUUGAUCUAAAUGAAAUCCGCUUGAUAGUAUAUCAAGACUGUGAAAGACGGGGAAGACAAGUCUUGUUCGAUUCUACAGCUGUCCGAAAGACUGAUGAGAAACAAUUUCAGGAUGCUUCUGGAAAAACAGGUGGCGGCUGCUGCCAAAGAAACAGUGGUAUUAAUGCAGCUUACUCCCAUAGCCCUUCUAUGAACAGCAGAGAACCUGGCAAGGAAGAUAUUCCUAAAUAUCAGUAUGCCAGGCCUGCUUCAGAUGUCAACAUGCUGGGCGAGAUGAUGUUUGGUUCAGUAGCAAUGAGUUACAAAGGCUCAACACUGAAAAUUCACUACAUACGUUCUCCUCCACAACUUAUGAUGAGUAAAGUGUUUUCUGCUAGAGUAGGCAGCUUCUUUGGAAGUACAAAUAGCUUGCAAGGUAGUUUUGAAUACAUCAAUCAAGAUCAGUCAAGGCUGAAUUUGCAUCCAAGUGGCUUGGGCCAGUAUCAGAAUGGAAGUAUUUUAGGUGUGUUACCGCCAGGUAGCAACAUGUUGCUGCAUAGUAUACCUGAAGGAGGGCCUUUCUGGCUCAUCCGGAGUGCUUCUUUCUUUGCAGCACACAGCACUCCUGUUGACAUGCCCAGUAGAGGUCAAAAUGAAGACAGAGACAGUGGCAUUGCUCGAUCAGCAUCCCUGAGUAGUCUUUUGAUGACUCCAUUACCAUCUCCCAGCUCCUCUUCUAGUUACCAGCGUCGCUGGCUUCGAAGUCAAACCACAAGCUUGGAAAAUGGCAUUACACCUAGAAAGUCAAUUGAAGAAACAUUCAGCAUGGCAGAUGAAAGUUGUGGCCUCAAUCCCGCACUGAUUCGAAGGAAGAAAAUUGCCAUCAGCAUCAUUUUCACCCUUCCUGACAAAGAAGAGGCCCAGAGAAAUUUCCAGAAUUUCUUCUUCUCUCAUUUCCCUUUAUUUGAAUCACAUAUGGGCAAGCUGAAAAGUGCAAUUGAAAUGGCUAUGAUCACAUGUAGAAAAAUAGCAGAAACAAACCAAAGAGUGCAAGUUUACAUUAGCCAUAUUAUGGAUGCACUGGAUGAAUUUAGAACUACAAUACGGAAUUUAUACACAGUUCCAAGGAUUGCAGAACCUGUGUGGCUUACUAUGAUGUCCUGUGCUUCAGAAAAGAGUCUGUUAUGCCAACACUUUCUCAAGGAAUUUGCUGUUUUGAUAGAACAGAGCAGCAAAAACCAGUUUUUUGCUGCUCUAUUAACAGCAGUGUUAACUUAUCACUUGGCCUGGGUCCCUACUGUGAUGCCAGUUGAUCAUCUCUCCAUCAGGGUUUUCUCUGAGAAACAUGCCUCACCAUCUGUGAACAUGCUGGCAAAAUCGCAUCCCUACAAUCCACUUUGGGCACAGCUUGGUGAUUUAUAUGGUGCUGUAGGUUCACCAGUCAGAAUGACAAGGACAGUAAUUGUUGGAAAACGUAAAGAUUUUGUUCAGCGCAUUCUCUAUGUCCUUACAUAUUUCUUACGGUGCUCUGAGUUGCAAGAGAAUCAUCUCAUCUGGAAUGGGCAGCUUGACAAAGGAGAGCAAGCUGUGAAUGGCAGGAAAAUUAUAACAAGUCUAGAAAAAGGAGAAGUUGAAGAAUCUGAUUAUGUGGUUGUCACAGUUCAAAACGAACCUGCUCUUGUACCUCCUGUCCUGCCUCGAAGGAAGGGUGCUGCUGCUGUUGUUGCUGCAGAACCUGACUGCUGCUUUGAAUCUGGCUGCUUCAAGGGAAAGCAUGAGAGGCUUAAUGCUGAGGGCAAUUCUGAAGCAUCCCCACACUUCUCCAGAGUUAGCUCUCCGAAAGGAAUUUUAGGAGAAAUUAAGAAAGGGAAAACUGUAGUUAAUUCAGAAACCACAUGUGGAAGGCAUGGUAUCUUAGAGGAUUUAACUGCAAGAAUGAAUGAGGACAAGCAGCACAGUGUAAAAGGGCAGUUGUUUCAAAACUUGACAGCUGUUCCACAUUCUAAGAAGAUUGCCCAGGCGUAUUCUCAACUGGAAAAGGUUACCUUUCAGAUUGGAAGUUCCACCUCACCAGAAUCUGAUUCCGAAACCCAAAGAAUGGAAGUAAACAAAACUUCGGAGAAACGCAGAAGUAAAACUAAAUCUCUAUCUGCUCUAUCAAGCUCAUUACAUAUAACAUCCAGGGCCCCACAAGAGAAAUCUGACUUAUGUCUUAAAACCUGCACUAGCCAGAAAGUUAAGGAAACACAAAUGCCAAUGGCACCUUGGCUGCUAUCAGUUCCACAGUCUGUCAUUCUUGAUAGAAAAGUCAGAAUGGUAAACCUGGGAAAACUAGAUCAAGUUUAUAGUACAAGCUCUGAAAACUUUGAGAGAAAUUCUCUUGACUGUGAUUCAGGAAGUUCUACUGAUGUACAGAGGUCUGGCCAAGCAGUUAUUAAGAACAUCGCCUGUGGGGAGGUUGAAAGCAAACUCCAUUGUAGAAUGGAGGAGAACAUUCCUAGAAACGAAAGUUCUGAUAGCGCUCUUGGGGACAGUGAUGAUGAAGGUUGCACGUACAUUCCAGAUGAGCAGUCAGUCACUGUUAACUGUAGACCUGAAGAAUUUUUAGAAGUGGAACUUGCUUUGCCAAGAUUUUGCACAGUUAGCUCUCAAAGCAUGAUACAUUUUGGAAGGUCACUUCUUGGGGGCUAUUGUACCUCUUAUAUGCCUGAUCUUGUGCUGCAUGGAAUAAGUUCUGAUGAACAACUUAAGCAACAUUUAUCUGCUGAGUUGAGUCACACCAUAAAUCAUCCUGUACUAGAUGAAUCUAUAGCAGAAGCUGUUUACAUUAUAGCAGAUACUGAUAAAUGGACAGUUCAGGUGGCUACUAGCCAGAAAAAGAUGACCGACAAUGUAAAACUAGGCAAAGAUGUUCUCGUCUCCAGCCUAGUAUCAUCUUUAUUGCAGUCUGUUUUACAACUUUACAAGCUUAAUCUUUCUGCUGACUUUUGUGUAAUGCACCUUGAAGAUCGCCUACAGGAAAUGUACCAUAAAAGCACAAUGCUAUCUAAAUAUUUGCGAGGACAAACAAGAGUUCAUGUGAAAGAGCUUGGAGUGGUAUUGGGGAUUGAAUCCAAUGACUUGCCACUGCUGGCUGCUAUAGCAAGUACUCAUUCACCAUAUGUAGCUCAAAUACUCCUUUAAACUACAGAUAAACUCUUUUCUCUCAAAGAUUUGGGAGUGAAUAAUAGACACAAAAGAAGAGAGUUUGUGACAGCAGUUCAUUACAUCUCAUUUGGUUUCCUGCCUUUUAUGUGGAUAUUUAUCAGUGGAUUUUUAGUUUACAUGAUAUAAAAGGUAUUCAGGGUUUUUAUAUUGUUUAUGCAUCCUUGUAUUUUAAUGAAUGAAAGGAUUAAACAUUAAUGAUGGAUACUUUGUUUAUGUAUAGCAGCUAACUAAACAGACUAUCAAAAAUACAAUUUCCUUCUUUUGCA
Molecule: messenger RNA, 4277 nt
Organism: Ahaetulla prasina
Lineage: Eukaryota; Metazoa; Chordata; Lepidosauria; Squamata; Colubridae
Gene: FNIP2
Product: folliculin interacting protein 2
Exons: 18
Coding region: 625-3987 (1120 amino acids)
Cellular component (GO): cytoplasm
Molecular function (GO): ATPase inhibitor activity; protein-folding chaperone binding
Source: RefSeq, a predicted model, not a curated record